Messenger RNA from Carassius carassius (crucian carp), 1030 nucleotides. RefSeq names its product olfactory receptor 2AT4-like. Gene Ontology annotation, cellular component: membrane. Gene Ontology annotation, molecular function: G protein-coupled receptor activity; olfactory receptor activity. Gene Ontology annotation, biological process: G protein-coupled receptor signaling pathway. The record is from RefSeq and is a predicted model, not a curated record. The coding region runs from base 1 to 984 and encodes 327 amino acids. Lineage: Eukaryota; Metazoa; Chordata; Actinopteri; Cypriniformes; Cyprinidae. The transcript has a single exon.
AUGUUACAGGCAAAUGAAACCACAGCUUCUGUUGUAACAGAGUUUUUCAUCGUGGGUUUCCCUGGACUCCAGCCCAAAUACUACAGCCUGAUGGCAGCGUUUUUGCUCUGCAUCUACAUCGCUGUGAUCACUGGAAACUCCCUCAUUGUGCUCCUGUUUGUGAUUGAGCGCAGCCUCCAAAAGCCCAUGUAUAUUAUCAUGCUGAGCUUGUCUUUGUCUGAUAUUGGUUUUUGCACAGUCGCUCUGCCAAAAGUUAUAUCUCGCUAUUGGUUUAAUGACGGUUAUAUUGGCUUCUACGUUUGUCUGUUUCAAAGGCAGCUGAUUCACUAUUUUGGUACCCUGAACUCUCUAAUUAUGAUGAUCAUGGCAAUUGAUCGGUACUUGGCGAUCUGUUUCCCACUAAGAUACCUUGCUUUAAUGACUAACCGCACUAUGAGGCUUCUAAUAGGGUUUUCCUGGGUUACUGCAAUGAUUGCUCCAACCAUUAGCUUAAUGCAGACAGUGAAACUCCCAUUCUGUGGGCCAAACAUGAUCACUCAUUGUUUCUGUGAUUCUCUAUCUAUGAACCAACUGGCCUGUGCUGAUGCCACCCUCACAAAUCUCAUUUCAUAUGCUGUGGCAAUGUUUGUGCUUCUCGUGCCAUUGUCUUUCAUCAUCUUUUCUUAUUUAAGUAUCCUGGUGUCUGUACUUCGAAUUGCAAACACACAGGGCCGAAUGAAAGCCUUUUCUACCUGUGCAACACAGCUGACUAUCAUUGUCAUCUAUUAUGUGCCCCGUUUUGUGGUUUACACCACUUCUAACAUCCCAAACGCUCAGAUGAACAGCAGUCAGAAGAUCGCCCUGGUCAUGUUCUACAGUCUGCUUCCACCUGUAGUGAACCCCUUCAUCUACUUCAUCAGGAUCAAAGAAAUCAGACAGUUCUUUAUCAAAUGGUGUGUCCACAGAAACAGGAUUAUCAGUAUGUCGUUAACUAUUUCUAAAUGAGGUGAUCUGACUUUUAGAUGUUAUUAUCACGUGAAACUGGAAGGUU